Molecule: messenger RNA, 1551 nt
Organism: Hevea brasiliensis (rubber tree)
Lineage: Eukaryota; Viridiplantae; Streptophyta; Magnoliopsida; Malpighiales; Euphorbiaceae
Product: UPF0481 protein At3g47200-like
Exons: 1
Coding region: 47-1516 (489 amino acids)
Source: RefSeq, a predicted model, not a curated record
AUACCAAAAUUGAAAAAUACAAAUUUAAUUACUUACCCAAAUUAAAAUGUCCAGUGACGCGAUUUCCAAUGUGGAAGUGCAAGCAACAAAUGUUGUCAUUGUCAAACCAGAAGCAGAUCAAGCAGGUGGAAGCCAUGACCUGAUCAAUGUGGAGGACGAAGCAAGUGGAAGCCAUGACCAACCCAUUGAGGAGACCAAGAAGCUGAGCAUCGUAAUCCAUGGAAAACCAACAACCAGCAAGAUUUUGCGGGAGAGGUUGGACUCCCUGAACCAGCCAGCUGAAAAACCUGUCAAAUCGCUGAUACAUAAGGUUCCAUCCAUGCUGAGGGAGAACAAGGAAUUCGAGAAGCACUAUGAGCCAAGGGUGGUUGCAAUCGGUCCUAUUCAUCAUGGCCGUCUCAAUUUCGACUAUGCUGAGACGAUGAAGCAUAAGCUAGCAGGCCAGUUCAUGGAAGAACGUGGGAUAGAUCCAAAAGCUCUUUAUAACAAGAUUAUGAAGAAUUUAAAGAUAUUGAAAUCGUGUUAUGAGGAAGAUGUGAUAAAGUGCUACAGUGAUGAUGAACUCGCCUGGAUGUUUCUUGUGGAUGGAUGUGGAAUGUUGCAUUUCAUUCAUUGUAUUGUGAAGGAUGAUGGGAAGUUGCAGAAAUUGAAUAUCAAGAAAGACCAGGUGGCUUUUGCUCAACGUGACAUGUUCUUGCUUGAGAAUCAACUUCCCUUCGAAAUCCUGGAGCUAUUGAUGAACUCGGUCGUCCAGAAUACAGAGAAGGAUGGCAUCAGAGAAGCAAUCAGUGAAUUCGUUUGUAACAUUUGUGAUAGCCUUAUAACCACAGAACAUUCAGCAACAGGAAAAUCUGGAAAGAAGCAGCAAUCCUGCCAUCUUCUGGAGCUUCUGCGGGAAGAACUGAUCGCCAAUUUCGCCAAAACCGGGGAAAAAACUGAAAGGAACAAAAAUGGGGAACCGCACUCGUUUCGCAAUGUCAAGGAGCUUAUCGCAUCAGGAAUCCUGCUGAAGCCAACUGGUGAACGUUCCUUAAAUAUUUUUUUCGAACGAUCUUUCUUAAGUAGAGGAAUCUUAAGGCUUCCUUCCCUGAUAGUAGACGACACAACAGCACCAAAGUUAAAGAACAUAAUAGCAUUGGAAAUGUGUCCACAUUUUCUUAAUGAUUUUCAGGUCACCUCCUACAUAUGCUUCCUGGACUCGCUUAUUGAUCAUCCUGAAGAUGUCCAGGAGCUUAGAAAGGCGAAAAUUCUCACAAAUUGUCUUGGCAGUGAUGAAGAAGUAGCUAAACUCUUCAACGAGAUAGGCACAGACUUAGUUCCAAACCCUGAUCUAUAUGCCAAAGUGAAAGCUGAUAUCCAUGAACACUACAAGAAUCGAUGCAAACCCUAUUUAGCUGAGGCCUAUCACACCUAUUUCAGUAGUCCCUGGACUUUCCUUGCUUUUCUUGGUGCCUUGCUUGCACUUCUUUUCAGUGCUGUUCAAGCUUAUUUCUCGUUUCCCUCUGAAAAAAGUUAAUGAAAGGUGCUUAGGAUCCUGGUAAUUAUGUAUCA